UCGUCCUCGCUUUUCCGGAUAGUCUGUAUCAUCCUCAAGUUUCAAUCCGUUCUCCGAAAACAUUGUUACCGUAAAUUUUAUACGUAAGUUCGUGAUAAGAAAUUGCGUUUAUAGAAAGAAAUUAAAAUUAGUGCAAUCCGUAUCCACCUCCCCUAGCUUGGUGCCUAGAUGCCCUUUGGCUGUGAACUUUGACCCUCCCAGAAGCGCAUAUAAAUCAGUAGUAAAAAUAUAAUUAUAGUGAUUUGUGUGCAGUUUGAGAUUUCCGCUGUGAUUAGUGUUACGAAGGAUCUCUGUCAGGAAUACGUGAUUAGUUUCUUGAAUGGAAUAAACUAUUAAUUUCGGUUGUUUUGGAAAAUGAGGGCAGCAGGCGAGAGGUAACCCCUGUCUGCUGAUGACGUCAUGUUGUGGCGCUUUACCGCCAUCUUGAUCACACUUCUAGCAGCAAUUGGUGCACUGGGCGCCCCGAGUCCACAGUCAGGGAGCAGCCAUGGUCAGCCUCAGGCCGGCUCUCCCAGCACCCCGGGCCCCGUGGGUGGCGUCCGCCGAGGCAAGGGUUGGCGUGAGUGGCGCAGGGGUGAUCCUACACUCAUCAAUAGCCUCUGGAAGAGCAAGACGCCUCUGGGUAAUGCAGAGAUGUAUAUAGUACUUGCUCUUCUCAUCGGUUUCGUGACGGUGGUAAUCGGCUGUUGGCUGUCAGACAACUGCUGGUCCCCGGAACCGGAACACCUCACUACGAUCGCAUAGCACGUCCACACGCGUGUCGCUCGCAUCCACACCGUCGUCAUUGAGCAAUGGACCGAGCCACCUGUCGUGCCGGUCAUACAGACUGUCUGAUGUCUUACUAGAGCAACACGAGUUGGUAGGAGUUGAGUGAGUACAACAUUCGGUAACACUAUUGAACACUUAAGGAUUUGAAGGAAAAAAGUGGUGAAUGUAGCACAAAAGCGAAAAAAAUACUUUGCCGAACACCUAAUUUGGGAAGAAUGGUAAAAAAUAUAAGUUAUCAUUCAAUAGAAGAACUGUGGCAAGACAAGUGGCUUAAGAUUACAAGAAAGGAAAAAUUUGGGAAAAGGAAACAAAAUAAAACAGG
This is a messenger RNA of Homalodisca vitripennis (glassy-winged sharpshooter), 1090 nucleotides long. RefSeq lists its product as uncharacterized. The coding region runs from base 400 to 744 and encodes 114 amino acids. The record is from RefSeq and is a predicted model, not a curated record. The transcript is spliced from 4 exons. Lineage: Eukaryota; Metazoa; Arthropoda; Insecta; Hemiptera; Cicadellidae.